Molecule: messenger RNA, 1877 nt
Organism: Brienomyrus brachyistius
Lineage: Eukaryota; Metazoa; Chordata; Actinopteri; Osteoglossiformes; Mormyridae
Gene: pmepa1
Product: prostate transmembrane protein, androgen induced 1
Exons: 4
Coding region: 339-1196 (285 amino acids)
Biological process (GO): negative regulation of transforming growth factor beta receptor signaling pathway
Cellular component (GO): early endosome membrane; Golgi membrane
Molecular function (GO): R-SMAD binding
Source: RefSeq, a predicted model, not a curated record
CCCCGCAGAAGAUGCGAGCCGACUUGGACUUGAAUGAGGCGAGCUGGAAGACCGUCAGACAGACGGAUACAAAGUAGCACAAGCUGUCUAUUAACAAACAUCGGGGAUACUGGAGUACGGAGGCCAGGCACCGGCCCGGGGUGGGGGGGGGACCAAGGCAACUGAGACCCGUGAUAAACCCCCCGACUGCCGCCGGCAGACUCGCACCGAAGAAAGAAAACGGCGUUUCAUGUUUCUGUUAGAUCUCAGCCUCUACGAGAAGGAAAGAAAACCGGAGAAUCUGGGUCUAUCGUUUGGGUUUUGUUUUUCCUUCUUCCCUUUUGUAGUUUCACAUUUAAAUGUUUAACUUAAUGGGUCUAAAAAACGGCACUGCGGCCAUCCAGACCAAUGUAUCCUGUACAUGCAACUGCAAACGCUCGACUUCGUUCCAGAGUAUGGAGAUCACCCAGCUGGAAUUUGUGCAGAUCUUAGUCAUCGUGGUGGUGAUGAUGGUGAUGGUGGUGGUGAUCACCUGUCUGCUCAAUCACUACCGGCUGUCAGCCCGAUCCUUCAUCUCCAGGCACAGUCAAGCUCGCCGACGCCACCUACCGCUGGCCUCUGAUGGGAGUCUGUGGCCAUCAGAUGGACCUGGGUCCUCUAGUGGUGUCAGUGAGCAGCAGGUCUACAGCCCCCGGCCCCCGGACCGAGUUCCCUCCUACCUGCAGAGGGAGCGUCUGGCCCGGUUCCAGCCCACCUACCCCUACCUGCCGCACUCCAUCAUUGACUUGCCCCCCACCAUCUCCCUGUCAGAUGGGGAGGAGCCCCCUCCUUACCAGGGGCCUUGUACCCUACAGCUGCGGGACCCCGAGCAACAGCUGGAGCUGAACAGAGAGUCGGUGCGGGCCCCCCCCAACCGCACCGUUUUCGACAGCCACCUGGCCGACACCCCGCUCUGCCCCCCCAGCCUCCGCGCCGGCGUCAGCGCCACCUCCGCCCGAGACUGCCCCGGGGAGGUGCGCGAUCGGGGCGCGCCACCCACCUACAGCGAGGUCGUCGGGCACUACUACCACCCCACGCUGUCCCGGCAGAGGCCGGCUGGGGCGCCACAUCCCCCCGCCCCCACGCUCAUGCACGGGGUCCUGCAGCAGUCGCACCUGGGAGGCCUGGAGAGUAGUAGCUCCCGCAGCAAGGAAAAGAAGCAGCCACAGCAGGUGUGAGUGUGACCGCGACCAUGACCACAGCAAGUGUGACCGUGACCGUGGUCACACCCCGCGGCAGGUGUGAGUGUGACCGCGAGCAUGGUCACACCCCGCGGCUGGUGUGUGUGUGACUGCGACCGCGGACCCACCCAGCGGCAGGUGUGAGUGUGACCGUGACCGUGGUCACACCCCGCGGCAGGUGUGAGUGUGACCGCGACCUCAGCAGGUGUGUCCAGGUCGGCCCCUGAGCACUAUGAGUCCGAGGGCAGACGGGCUGCUUCACUGCACAAUGACUGCACCUCCCCAAUCUCAGCCUGGUCUUUAUAUAAACACGCACCCCUUACCUGUUAUCUUUUUGCUUACAGCCUGUUCACCACGCCAUUGUGUUUUCUUUUCCAGCUAUUUAAUAUUAUAACUGUUCACUAGAGUUUCCACAAGCUGCCAGUAUUUAGCCAGUUGCUUUUAUCAUUUAUUUGAGAUGCUGAUGUCUUUAAAGCAAACAAGUCUUCCUCCAUUUUUUUUUUUUUUUAAACUCUCUGCAUGCAUCCCCCCCAGGGGGGUGCGAUGUCUGUGGGCUGGCCAGUUUCUCCCAGCCCCACAAGGUGGUCAAUAAGCUGUCAGCCACUCUCCCAUCCUGACCUGUGUCAUUCAUUUGUUUUUGUUUGUUUUUGUUUGAAAACACCCCCCCCCCCCCCCCCC